AUUUUGGCUUAGCCGAAAAUUAUAAAACUAGAGAACCGCUCUACAGUAUCCUUCUCCUUUUUCCUUUUCUCCUCCUCUCUGCACAAUCCCUCCCUAACCCUAGAUAUCAGCUGAUUUUCUCUCUCCCAAUUGGAGUUCCUUCUUUUUUUAUCUGGUAUUUAGGGUUUGGAUUUGGGGAUUUUCUUAGCUAUGGAGAGAAUGUUGUCCGGCAGUGAUAAGCAGAGCAUGGUCUCUUCUUUUCUCGAGAUCGCCGUCGGCCAAACCGCCGAGACUGCUACUCAGUUCCUCCAGGCCACCAGCUGGAAACUUGACGAAGCUCUUCAGUUAUUUUAUGUUGGCAACGAAGGUGGGCCGGUUGCAUCGGUAUCACAUUCUCCACCAGCAGAUAAUGCAAAUACCUUGGCAGAAGAAAAUACUGGUGCAUUGAAAGGCCAUGAAAAUGAAAAUGUUGGACAAGGUGGUGGGGAGGAAGUGCGGCCUCCUUUACCUGUUGUGAGGGAUACUCUUUAUGAUGAUUCAAUGUUCUAUAGAACAUCAAGGAUGGGUUAUCCUCCCCAUGAAUCCAGUUCACUAAUUGCAUUUCGCAACUUUGAUGAGGAAAUGAGACGUCCUGGGGUUUGGGAAUCAGACCAAGGUGCUACAUCCACAGCAGAAAACCCUCGAGAUAAUCUUGCUUCUUUAUACCGCCCUCCAUUUCAUCUGAUGUUUCAUGGGUCAUUUGAAAAGGCAAAAGGUGCUGCUUCCGUUCAAGACAAAUGGCUCCUGGUGAAUAUACAGUCCGCAAAGGAGUUCAGUUCUCAUAUGCUUAAUCGAGAUACGUGGGCAAAUGAAGCUGUUGCUCAAACCAUCAGUACUAAUUUUAUAUUUUGGCAGGUAUAUGAUGAUACAAGUGAGGGCAGGAAAGUCUGCACCUAUUAUAAGUUGGAUUCCAUUCCUGUGGUCCUUGUCAUUGACCCAAUAACGGGACAAAAGAUGCGUGCAUGGAAUGGAAUGAUACAGCCCGAGAGUUUGCUAGAGGAUUUAGUACAAUUCAUGGAUGGUGGGCCGAGGGAUCACUAUGCAACUCUAUCACAUAAGCGUCCGAGGGGAAGUUCUCAGGCUCCACAGAAAAUCAAAGCAUCCUCAGUUGAAACUAAUGAAGAAGAUGAGGAUAUGCUGCGGGCAUUGGCUGCUUCUAUGGAGGGCAUGAAAGACUCAAAUAUAAUGGCUUCUGACAAUAAAGAUGCAACUACUGGUGAAAAGGAGGAAGAAUCAUGCUCAUCUAAGAAACCCACAUAUCCACCAUUGCCUGAAGAACCCAAGGGUGACAGGAGCAUUCUUUGCAGGGUUGGACUUCGUCUUCCUGAUGGACGUAGGGUCCAGAGAAAUUUCCUAAAAUCUGAUCCAAUACAGCUGCUGUGGUCGUUCUGCUAUUCCCAAUUAGAAGAAACUGGGACAAGGCCGUUUCGGUUGACCCAGGCAAUCCCAGGAGCAAAGAGUCUGGAUUAUGAGAGUAAAGUGUCUUUUGGAGAGUCAGGGUUGGCCAACUCUAUGAUCUCAGUUGCUUGGGAAUGAAAAUCAACCUUACAAGGCGUCUUGAAGAGAUUUGAUUAAGAGCUGCCUACAUUUGCAUGGUCUGUGAGGACAAGUGCACUGAUAAGCAGUACCGUGGUUAUUUCAUCAUGUAAAUUCUCCAUGUUUCAGUUUCACUAUGAUCUAUGAAUCUUUAGGUGUUUAUGCAGUCAAUGUUAUUUAAUGCUUUGCCAGUGGUGCAAACAGUGGAGGAUUCAAACUUGAAAUACCCACUUCUAGUUUUUAACUGAAAAAGGAAGAAAGUGUUUUCUACGACUCUGGAGUCUGUGUUUAGUUUAAUGAUAUCAGUGAAUGAUUCUUUUGGCUCUGCAACUCAUUUAUCUACUCUUGUUCAUUUGUAA
Manihot esculenta (cassava) is the source of this 1913-nucleotide messenger RNA. RefSeq names its product plant UBX domain-containing protein 7. Gene Ontology annotation, biological process: proteasome-mediated ubiquitin-dependent protein catabolic process. The record is from RefSeq and is a predicted model, not a curated record. Gene Ontology annotation, molecular function: ubiquitin binding. Gene Ontology annotation, cellular component: nucleus. The coding region runs from base 190 to 1554 and encodes 454 amino acids. The transcript has 10 exons. NCBI's taxonomy places the organism in Eukaryota, Viridiplantae, Streptophyta, Magnoliopsida, Malpighiales, Euphorbiaceae.